CACACUCAAACCGACUUACAGUCAGCAACAACACCAAAUCAGUGCAGUACAAUAUUAAACACAUUCUUACUUAACAUUUUAGAGGUUAACCACAUCGUUUAUAAUAUCUAGUUAAUGUUUUUAACACGUACGUAGGCCUUGCCUACUUUACAACGCAGUGGAGCUUUCGAACCGAAUAAGAGGACAGCUGAAUUACGGCGAAUUACAAAUUACAUCGUUUACAAAUCAGUGUCAUCAGUCAUGGAGGGUCUCGCUCGUGCUAACAGUCUCUUCGCUCUGGAUCUCUAUCGGGCUCUGAGCGCGAGCAGCUCUGAGGGAAACAUGUUCUUUUCCCCGCUGAGUAUCAGCGCAGCGCUCAGUAUGGUCUACUUGGGAGCCCGAGGAGACACAGCUGAAGAAAUGGCAAAGGUUUUGUCCUUCAGUUCUGUCUCUGAUGUUCACUCUCAUUUUGAGAGCCUCACCUCAUCAAUCAACGGACCAUCAGCCUCCUACAUCCUCAGACUGGCUAACCGCCUCUACGGAGAGAAAACCUUCAGCUUCUUACCUGAGUAUUUGGACUCCACCCUGAAGCUGUACCACGCUGACCUUCAGGCUGUGGACUUCAUUGGAGCAUCUGAGGACUCACGACAGCUCAUUAACAAAUGGGUGGAGGAGCAGACUGAGAAUAAAAUCCAAAAUCUUCUCAAGCCAGGAACGGUGACUGGAAUGACCCGUCUAGUUCUGGUUAAUGCCAUCUACUUCAAAGGGAACUGGCUGCACAUAUUUGAAGCAAGACGCACUGAAGAAAUGCCAUUUAAAAUAAACCAGAAUGAGAGCCGGCCUGUGGAAAUGAUGUACCAGAAGAAAAAGUUCCUCUUCAGAUGCAUCCCAGAGUAUAAACUGCAGGUGCUGGAGUUACCAUAUAAACAGGAGCUCAGCAUGUUGAUCCUUCUUCCAAAUGAAACUCAGGAUGGCUCUGAUCCUCUUCUGAAGCUGGAGAGUGAAUUGACCCUUGACAAGCUGCUUGACUGGACCAAUACAGAUGAAAUGACCACAUGGAUGGAUAUCAGAGUCCAUUUGCCAAAGUUCAAGCUGGAGGUUGAGAGCUCCCUAUCAAAAAUACUGCAAGAGAUGGGUAUGAGCUCUGUGUUCCAGGAAACAAAGGCUGAUCUGGCUGGCAUGAGCAGUCAGGACGGCCUCUUCAUUUCAGCUGUGGUUCACAAGGCCUUUGUUGAAGUGAAUGAGGAAGGCACUGAGGCUGCAGCUGCCACUGGAUUCAUUUUGGGUUCCUGUGCCUCUAAACAAGAUCCCCAGAAUUUCACAGCUGAUCACCCCUUCAUUUUCUUUAUCAGGCACAACCCCACUAACAGCAUCCUCUUCCUUGGCAGAUUCAGAGGCCCAUUCUAGAAACGUGGUGUUUUUCUUUUUUCUUUUACACCCUAAUGAAGAAAUGCGUUUCACUGAAUGUUUUAUUAAAAUAAGUAAAUUAUACCAAA
Ctenopharyngodon idella (grass carp) is the source of this 1475-nucleotide messenger RNA. RefSeq names its product leukocyte elastase inhibitor-like. Gene Ontology annotation, molecular function: serine-type endopeptidase inhibitor activity. Gene Ontology annotation, biological process: negative regulation of endopeptidase activity. Lineage: Eukaryota; Metazoa; Chordata; Actinopteri; Cypriniformes; Xenocyprididae. The record is from RefSeq and is a predicted model, not a curated record. The coding region runs from base 241 to 1386 and encodes 381 amino acids. The transcript has 7 exons.